CAAGCUGUUCAAUACGGGAAUGUUACGGCAGCGGAGGCAGAACAAAGCCGAAACGACGCCUCCGUUCUGAUGACGCGUUAUGUGUGCGACCCGCCAAGGGGGGAUUUAAAAACAACUCAAGAAAAAGAGACAAGUAAAUAAAGCAUCUAAUGAUAUUGUCCAAAAUGACGGGAAAUUGGGGUGACUUCGAGGUCCGGGAGCUCCUCGCCCUCCGAGCAUUGGACGAGAUCCACCGUCACAUUACCGGGACGGUGAAGGACGGUCCCGUAUUGGAGAAGCUUGCCAGAAUGCAUCGCGAACGGGGCUAUUCUCGAACCAAGGCGCAGGUGAUGAGCAAACUCAAGAAUUUGCGCAGAAAAUUCCACCAGGUCAACAACUAUAAUGGCAAGACGGGUAGAGGACGGUUGGACUGGACGUAUUUCGACUUGUGUCAGGCGAUCUGGGGGGAGUCCAGUCUCUGUGCCGAUCCCUCCGUUGAGAGCGGUCCACUUUCGGACACCGACGCCAGCAGUACACGGGGCGAAUCUGCAUCUAACGAUCAACCAGAAAAGCUGCCGAAAAGGCGGAAAUUAACCAAAGCCCCGGUGCUGAAGACAGAAACGGACUAUGAUGAGGAGAGGGGGGCAGAGGAUGAGGAGAGAGCACGUCUCCCCCUGAUUCCGGAACCCAGAUGGAGAGGGAGCGAGCGAGAGAGGGAGAGGGAGUGGGAAAGGGAGAGGGAGGUGGAAAGGGAGAUGGAAUGGGAAGUGGAAAGGGAGAUGGAAAAGGAGAAAGAGAGGGAGAGAGAAAGGGAGAGGGAGAUGGAAAGGGAGAGAGAGCGGGAGAGAGAGAGGGAAAGGGAGAGAGAGAGGGAAAGAGAGAGGGAACGGGAGAGGGAAAGGGAGAGAGAGAGAGAAAGGGAGAGAGAGAGGGAAAGAGAGAGGGAAAGGGAAAGAGAGAGGGAGAGGGAAAGGGAGAGAGAAAGGGAGAGGGAAAGGGAGAAAGAGAGAGAAAGGGAGAGAGAGCGAGAAAGGGAGAGAGAGAGGGAGAGAGAGAGAGAGAGACUAGAACAUGCAAAAAACAUGCUAUAACGCCAUACUAAUGUGAUUAAGCAAUUCAUUUCUUUGUCUAAUUGUCACAAUCAAUAAGAAUGUUUUUUAAUAUGUACACUUAUAUAUGAUAUAGUAUACCAUUUUUAUAUAUUGUAGUAAUGCCCAUUCGUACAUAUCUUAUUUCUUAACUUUCAGUUGUUAUAUUCCUACUCUGGAUUGGAAUGCAUUUCUUUGACCCUACGGGAUCAAUAUCAUGUUUCUGGCUCGGAUUAAAAGACCGGUCCUAAUCUGCCGUGAUGUCUUCAUGGCUAAGGGUGCUGGUGAUGGUGAUGGUGGGGACGUUUUCCUCCCCCACGCCAGUGCAGCUACACACAAUGACUGUUACUGCAGCAUGGAUUGGUUUUGUUUUUUAAACCUGCCGCUGUCGAGAAGGCGGAUAUCAGCUGAAGCCCCGCUGAACCCAGAGAGAGGGUUUGAGAAGCAGCUCAGAACCAAUCAUAGACAGCUUCGUUGUCUUCCUCUACAGGAAAAUCCUAACCAAUGAAUAUUUAGAAUAUACCUAACUGGAUAUCAUUUGGUUAUAAUAGCCCAGUCUGGCUUUUGGUUCAGUUAUAUUGUUCUGUAUUGCAAUAAAAUAUGAUUGCAUUUAAA
This is a messenger RNA of Gadus macrocephalus (Pacific cod), 1682 nucleotides long. Its product is annotated as zinc finger CCCH domain-containing protein 13-like. The coding region runs from base 150 to 1070 and encodes 306 amino acids. The record is from RefSeq and is a predicted model, not a curated record. NCBI's taxonomy places the organism in Eukaryota, Metazoa, Chordata, Actinopteri, Gadiformes, Gadidae. The transcript is spliced from 2 exons.